UAGGAGGCGUGAGAGGUGUUGCACACUUUAUUACCUCUAAUGAACAGACUCAGUCAAACCGAGUGUGCUAUUGUUCUGCUUGAUUACAUUCUAUGCUUCCAAACGAUCUUUUUUACAGAUUUUAUUAACUACCACAACAGCAAUCUUGAAGUGCCGUGAGGCGGUUGUAAAACGUCUCUCCGUACUUGGAUUAAGUGUUGUUAUAUUGUCUGGUCCUUUUGGGAUCAUGGAAUCUAUUUAAAAGAUGUAUCAUAUAGUUCUGCUUAAGCCGGUGCUAGGGGGCGUGAGAUGUGUUGCACAUUUCAUUACCUCUCAUGAACAGACUCAAUCUGCUAUUAUUUUGCUUGGUUCCAUACUAUGCUUCCAAAUGAUCUUUUUACAGAUUUUCUUUCCAAUUUUUGGUCCUUGUAUGACUCAGAAAUUGUCGAAUAGUUUAAUGCGCAGCUUGUUAAAUAAACUUAGGAGACCAACGCUUCUUUGGGAGACAAGCACAAUUGAAAGAUUUCACACAACGCAAGAGCAUUAUUUUAUCUUUAUCGGCAAAGUAAUAUAUCAUGAAACUAACGGACAUUCUUCAGCUUUAGAUAAAUGUACGCAAAUGCCCUUAAAAAUUAAAGUCAUACCGUGUAUUAUUGUACGUAAUUUAGUUGAUCAGAUAAAUGUUUUUAUUUCAAUUGCUGGAGUAAGCUAAUAACUUAUAGCCAUUAAGUAGUUCUGUCUAGAUUAAACUGUAUUUGCUGAAGAGAAGCGCUAAUGCAGUCGUACGAUAAAAGCUGAUUAUAUACUGGUAAAUCAUGAUGAAUUUGAACUUUGAAUUUUUUAUUAACAAUAAAGUUUCCCUUAGAUUUCUAUCUGGAAUCUACCUGCACGUCUUUCUGACUGUAUGUCUAUAUUGUGGAUUAUGCUAAAGCAUAUACCGUUUUAGAUGGAUUUAUCUGUUAAAAUUCAGCUGAAAUCUACACGUGAAACAAGCAUAACUUAACAGUUUUGGCGUUUAAAUUACUAGUUUUCGAAACAACUACUGGUAAGUAAGAUUGAAAUUCGGCACGAGAUUGCCAUUAAAUUCCAUCUUAGCAGGCGACCAAAAACACCGCACGGUGGUUUUAAUAAAUAAAUAUUAAAGGAAAGUAGUACAUAUUACCUGAAAAUGUAUCCUUUUCUAAUUUAUUCUUCGAAACAUAACAAUUCUUUCCGUUUAUCUUUCUACAAAAGAAAUAAAAACUCACAUAAACAUCGACCAUCGCGUUAAAACGGUAGAGAUAAUUAAAGUUAUAGUGCGGUUUCACAUAAACUUUGAAGAAAAAGACAGUUUUAGGGUGUCUUUUCUCUCUCUGAAUGAAAAGAUAGAGCUUCAAAACUUAUUACCUUCAUUCUUGGAUAGCUUAAAAAACGUGAAUAGUCAGUCCUUCGGAGGGAUCUUUUUUGUCACACCUCACUAGCACUUUUGUGUAGGGACUUUCUUACGAUAAUACUAUAUAUAAUAUACGGAAUAAUACAUAAACAUAGAUAAAUCUUUCAAUCUCAUUUUGAAUUGUUCCUUGUCAUUCUUGAGAAGUACAUCUCAGUUGACAUUCACUUGAUAUUUACAGUACGAGCCAAUAUACACAAGAUAUAUAUGUAUAACUUUUGGAAUAUAACAACUUUGUGUUUAGUCCACUAACUCAACCAAAUGCUGGGAAACAUCGAUACUUCCCGUUUUUCAGUGGCAUUGGCUCCCAGUUACCCCAACAUGGCUUUGGUGGAACGCAUGUAGUUGGUCUAAAAAAAAUCAACGUUUAGACAUAAAAUUUCAAUUUCAGUCCAAAUGUUGUUUAUUUUAAAGUACACACAUACCCACCUACCCUUUCAGACAUCAAAAGGUCACUUGGUUAAGGAGUUUGCAUUUUGCGAUUCGAAUGUGAUUAAUUGGUUCAGUAUUAAAGCCUGGAAAGAUCAUAACAAUUUUAAACCAACUUUUGAGAAACUGCAUCUCGGUUCAAUAUAUAUCUCGAUCAUUUUAGUAAAAUUCAAUUUGCAAUUUGAACUUUGAAAAUGCAAAAUAGUUUACAGUUUGUAAUUCGAAUGGCAAACUGCAAACUGCAGACUAACUUGGCUCCUAUACAGCAGCAGCCGGAAGUAUGCACUUGCAACAUGUUUAUUGUUUGAGAAAUAAACCGACAGAUAAAUAAAUACGUUUAAAUGGAACUGGUUUUUACGUGCUGUUUGGAGGCAAUUUCCUUAAGCAAUAAAAUAUCUCAAACAGUGACUUUGUCGUUGAAUAUUUCAAUAAUUGUGUGCGCUUCAGAUGGAAUUAUAUAAUUUUUAUCUGAACCACAAACUAUGAGUUUAUUCAACGACCAAAAUAUUGUUAGAGAUAUAUUAAUUCGGUUCUAAUGCAAUAUCAAGAAAUCUAUCUAUAUCUUUGACCAUAUCCACCAAAUUCAACAUGCGAACGACGAAAAUAUUUGUUGUACUGAUUAAAUUGUUGUUUCAUCCAACUAGUUAUGCAACUGUCAUAUCGAGAUUGUUGUCGUUGCGAGAUUGUAACAUUAGGUAGCUCCUGAUGAUCUGAGUGAAAUAAAGAAAUUGAAGUUUAUAAUUCGUGUUCAAUUUCUUAUUUGCUAAUAACAGGUUAUAUAUAUAUAGCUACAUCAAUUCAAAAUAACCUGUUUUCACACAUGAAACCAGAAUCAAUAUCUUAUUACACAUAAUUAGCGUUGAGAUGAUGUCACGUGUUAUCGUAGAGGCGUCACUUACGUUGUAACGUACCCUGCCCGAAAUGGACACGACCACGUGAUAGAUAAAGGGUGUCAGAAUGGCAUUUUCUUACCCGCCGGAAAAAGCGCUUUUUAAUUAAAUAUUUUAUUACUUAUAUUUAUUUGCCGUAAUUUCGCAUUUUAAAAGUAAAUCGAUUUCUCGGUAAUGCAAACUAAUUACCUCAUCUCGUCAACUCGGCAUGACAGAAAUCCUCAAAGAAAGAGUUACUUUGACAACUAUUCGCUCUGAAAACUAAUUUUGAACAUAUUAGCUUUCUGCUUGACAGUACUUCAACAUCAGUGGUCUACUAAACAUAGGUUUUAAAACUUAACCUUUUUUACCUUGUUUUUUGAACCGAGGUAAACUACCACUGUUUAAGAUUAUAUCAAAUUACCAUAAUGCUAACCAGAAUUUGUAUUUUUUAAGGUCAUAAGUCGUAUUUAAAGUAAAAACUGCAAAACUAAAUAAAAUACGUGGGGUUUUUUUUUGUGUCUUUUUUUUUAUAAAACAACAAUAAGAAUGCUGGUGUACAGUUUUUAUACAGCCUGUUUAUUGAUUCGAAAGAUGACGUUAAUGCUUGCAUGCUUUGUUAAUUCACGCAAGUCGGACAAAAUCGUGAAUAAAAUACAUUUAUGAAGUUUUGCGGUUGUAAACGUUUUACAGCAAUUUUGUAACGAGGACUUAUGCAAGAAAAAUGAACAAAUUUAUAACAGUAAUUGUUAUAGGAUUGAAUCUUGUUUUUCAUAGUCAGUUUGCAACAGCUGGGUUUACAAGUUUUCAAGAACUGGAAACAACUUUGUUACAGGCUACAUUGAAUGAAUAUGCCAGCAGACCUCAAUCUUCCGACCCCGACGGUGCUGUGAAUGUAGGUGUUCGGGUGGUAUUUACCGACGUACAGCCAAUACAACGAGAGAGUAUCGACGUCAUUGUUCAUAUUCAAUCAGAAUGGGAUGACGUACGUCUGCAAUACAACGUUACGUCGGGAACACCGGCAAGAAUAAACGAAACGUUGAUAUACGCUCUUCAUGAGAAAAUCUGGAAGCCAGACUUUUAUCUUGAACCCGAAUGGACAUUAAAUAACGAUGUUGGGAAAAUGAAUAUAAGAAUUAUAGCUAAUGGACAAGUCGGCAAGAAUAAAAGGUUCAGAGCCACGAUUCCUUGCACGACCAGCUUUGUUGGUAUUGAACAUACAGAUUUCAUCUGCACAACAAGAGUUAUGUCCUAUUCCUACUUUGAUAAUGAGGUGAAGUUGUACUGGGUUGCUGAUGAGCCACUGCGAUUGAAGUAUGGAGCAAUAGACGCGGCAUCAGAAAUAACUAGAGGAGAAAAUGAUACUUGUCACUGGGAUACAUUUGAUGGAAUGAGAACGUCAUGCAUUGAAGUAAAGCUGUUUAUCACCAAACGAUUUCCGUCCAUCUUCUAUCGUUUAUACUUACCAAGUUUCAUGGCAGUACUCAUGGCAUGGUCCAGCUUCUGGAUCCACCGUGAUGAAGCUUCAGCAAGAAUCAAACUUGGAACGCUUGUUGUGUGGACCGUAAUGACAGAGUACAUUUCUCUCGAAGUUGCCUUUCCGAAUUACCUGGAUAACAUUGCUGGAAAUGUAUGGAUGUUAGGAUGCAUGUUUUUCACGUGGGCUUCGUUUAUACUCUACGUCAUUAUUCACGUGGUACGGAGACGAGAAAAGGCUAAAGCGAGACACGAUGAAGAAAGGGAAAAGGAAAAAGAGAAAGAAGAAAAAAGAACAGGGGAGAGAGCUCUUUCAAUAUCCGCCCUCCAUCCGGAUGCGCGGCUUGCAAGUGGAGGGUUGAAAGGAUAUUCUGUAUGGGAUAACCGGAAUAAGUUCAAAGUAACGAAGAUAUACAUUUCUUCGUUCACAUUAGAACGCUGGUGUAGAAUCUGGUUUGGAAUUCUCUUCUUCGGAUUUACUAUUUUCUUCCUCGCAUUCUUUGGACAGGAUUUGUUUGCGUGACAACUGAAGAGAUACUUCACCUUGCGCGUACGGUCAGCUGAUGAACUGGUUAACUCGUAUUAAAGUUCAAUAUUAAAAACAUAUAAUUAUGCAGUCCAAACAAAGACUGCACACUGCUGAAUAGUUAGAAAAACGAUACAUUCAAUAUUAUACAUAAAACUAUUAUGUAAGGGUCAUAAGGUUAUGUUCUACCAAUUCAAUUCCUUAUUUAUUUCAUAUUAAUAACAAAACAUCCAGACCUCAU
Molecule: messenger RNA, 4949 nt
Organism: Mercenaria mercenaria
Lineage: Eukaryota; Metazoa; Mollusca; Bivalvia; Venerida; Veneridae
Product: glycine receptor subunit alpha-2-like
Exons: 8
Coding region: 3431-4705 (424 amino acids)
Biological process (GO): chloride transmembrane transport; regulation of membrane potential; nervous system process
Cellular component (GO): membrane; neuron projection; synapse
Molecular function (GO): chloride channel activity; extracellular ligand-gated monoatomic ion channel activity; transmembrane signaling receptor activity
Source: RefSeq, a predicted model, not a curated record